AUGGAACAGCUGACCAAUUCCUUAGCUACUGUGGGCCAUGACAACAUCGUGCAUGCCGUCGUCGUUGCCCCGGACAGCGAGUGGAUCGCGAGUGGGUCAGAGGAUAACACCAUCAUCGUCUGGGACUCGGACGGACAGCUGUGCCAUGAAUGGGUGGCUCACCACGGCCAAGUCUAUUCUCUUGCAUUCUCCCCGGACAGCCGAUUCCUUGCGUCUGCUGGCCGCGACAGGAAUGUGGUCGUCUGGGAUCUGAACCAAGAUGCACGUCGAGUCGCGGUACUCGAAGGGCACACGGACGAAAUCAACAGCUGCGCCUGGUCUCCGGACGGCACCACGAUUGCAUCCGGGGGACGCGACAAAUCAGUUCGUCUCUGGGACACGAAUACAUUCCGGCAGCUCCAUCUCUUCGAUGGCGCGCACCAGAGCAACGUUCGUGUUGUUCGCUUCUCUCCCGACGGUCGCUGGCUCGCUUCGGGAGGCAGGGAUCACUAUUGCUGUAUAUGGGAUGUCUCGUCGGGCAUGGUCCUGCAGGGGUAUACAAGUGCGCUCGGUGCCGCCGCGUUUGACCCUGGGAGCACACGCCUCGCCACCGCGUCCGGCGACCGCACAGUGCGGAUUUGGGGUGUGGAGACGGGAGAGCCGAUUUGCGUCUUACAGGAGCACGCAAGAGGUGUCCAGGAUGUGGAUUUCUCUCCAGAUGGCAGCUUGUUACUGUCUGCGUCGAUGGCAAAGACAGUGACGAUUUGGGACGCAUCCACCGGUGUCAUGAUCAUGUCACUGGAGGGACACACCGACAACGUCCUGGCAGCGCGGUUCUCUCCAUGUGGGAGGUACAUCGCAUCAGCAUCCAAAGACAGGACAGUGGGGUUGUGGAGGACAAGUGAUGGGUCGCGUGUAGCGACAUUCUCCGAACAUCAUGCAGAGGUAAGGCACGUAGCUUUCUCCCCGGACGGUCAGACGCUGUCGUCUGGAGCGAAUGAUGGGACUGUCUUCAUUAGACGAUUGGCCAACGUUAUUCCAGACGAUUAG
Dichomitus squalens LYAD-421 SS1 is the source of this 1029-nucleotide messenger RNA. Its product is annotated as HET-E. NCBI's taxonomy places the organism in Eukaryota, Fungi, Basidiomycota, Agaricomycetes, Polyporales, Polyporaceae. Gene Ontology annotation, molecular function: protein binding. The record is from RefSeq and is a predicted model, not a curated record. The transcript has a single exon. The coding region runs from base 1 to 1029 and encodes 342 amino acids.